Messenger RNA from Chroicocephalus ridibundus (black-headed gull), 3098 nucleotides. RefSeq names its product sodium voltage-gated channel beta subunit 2 (gene SCN2B). Bases 410 to 970 code for a protein of 186 amino acids. The record is from RefSeq and is a predicted model, not a curated record. The transcript has 5 exons. Gene Ontology annotation, cellular component: plasma membrane. Lineage: Eukaryota; Metazoa; Chordata; Aves; Charadriiformes; Laridae.
CGGGUUUUCUCGACCCAGCUCGGCUCCAGCCAGCCAUAUUGGGCUGUGGGAAUAAAGCAGCUCUAAUGUUAUAUGUCACCUGCAAAUAACCCGGGCGUUCGAAAAAAGCAAACCACCACCACCAAAAUCCACACCAACACCAGGUCCUCUCCAUACACAAAAAGUCCUUCAAAAUGAGCCCGGAAGCUUGGCUCCCGCAGCCCACCUUGUUCCUCACUGGCCUCAGCUUGCUCCUCUCGCUGGAGCCUGGCCCCUUUCCUGCCCUGCCUGCAGACGGAGCGGAUUAGCCAGCGGAGCAGCCUUGACACGCACCCAGCUUGGCCACAGGGCUGGAGUCAGGAGCACCUCGGGAAGAGGAUUUGAGAGCAAAGAGCAGCAGCCAGAGGGGAGAGCGCCCACGGGGUUGGGCAUGGAGGUCAUGGCUCCCGCCACCAUCAAUGCCUUGAACGGCUCCUCCGUGAAGCUCUCCUGCACCUUCAACUCCUGCUACAAGGUGGAGAACAAGCAGUUCUCCCUCAAUUGGACGUACCAGGAGUGUGACAACUGCUCUGAGGAGCUGUUCCUGCAGUUCCGCAUGAAGAUCAUGAACAAGCAGCUGGACCGCUUUGGGAACCGGGUGGAGUUCACCGGGAACCCCACCAAGUACGACGUGUCCUUCACCCUCAAAAACGUGCAGCUGGAGGACGAGGGCACCUACAAUUGCUAUGUCCUGAACCCCCCCGACCGGCAGCGGGGCCACGCCAGCAUCAGCCUGAAGGUGCUCACAAAAGAGCCCCCGAAGCACGACUCGACGGUGGCUGUCAUCGUGGGCGCCUCUGUAGGCGGCUUCUUGGCCGUGGUGAUCCUGGUGCUGAUGGUGGUGAAAUGUGUGCGCCGGAAAAAGCAGCAGAGGCUGAACACGGACGACCAGAAGACGGAGGAGGAAGGGAAGACAGAUGGCGAAGGCAACCCAGAUGAGGGCACCAAGUAACGUCCCUCUGCCCGCCCCUCCCUCUUCACCCCUGUACAGUGUGACCCCCUUGAUGUGCUUCCCAGAGCAAGGAUUUCUGUCUCCCCAGAGCAUCCCUCCUUCCAUCUAAACACCCACCCCAGCCUGGAGCAGGGCGCGGACAGAAGGUCCCCGGAGCCCGGCCGCGGCGGGCAGGGCUGGGGAGGGGGCUGAAGCGCAUCAAGGCUGCCCCGGAGGCUGAGCUGGGACCGGCUUGUCCCCUGCUCUGGGCGUCGAGCACUGCGUGGGGAGGCGUUGGGGGCAGGCUGGUGUGGGAGGCGGGGGGAAGAGCGCGGUCCCCCAGCAGGGGGUGCCAGGCGGGGCAGAGGGGGCCGGGCAGCCCCGCGCCCGGAUGUCUGCGCCUUGUCCCUCUAGAGAAAGAGAGCAGGGGCCAGCGGCCAGCAGUUGUCUGCCCUCGGGGCCACAUCUCGCCCCCGAGGCACUCCUGCUGCGCCUAGGGCAUGGCCAUUGGCGUCCCCGUCCCCGAGGGGUCCCCGGUAGCUGCCCAUCUCCUCCUUGCCGGUCCUGUGUGCCAGCGCUGAGGGUGCUGCGACAAGAAGCUCGUGCUCCUCGGGGACUGUCCCAGCCUGCUCGGAAGCUGAUGGCUGGGUAACGACCAUUAGCCCACACGCUGUCUCUGAGCUCUGGUGGUUUUUGGACCCGCUAAUGGCUCCUGGUGUGUAACGGACGUACCCUUCUGCCUCUCGGGCUAUUUUUGGGCCUGAGCAUCUCAGCCAAAGUGCUGGGCUGACUUUUUUGCGCUCAUUUCCUUCUUGGGGAGGGUAAUUCUAAUGGAAAAUGUUCUGCUCAUGUGCCAAACCGAGGUGGCGAGGAGCGGCGGGGUACGGCUGCUAGGGAUGAAGAGCUGCUGGGAGUUUUUGGGCAGUUGCUGGGAAGGACUGGGCACCACUGUGGGCCCAGAGGCAGGACAGCUCUGGAAUGCCCGAGCAACCCCAUGAUGCCAAAACUCCCUCCUCCAGCCUGCGCAAUCCGUAACUGCCACGGCGAUGCACUGCCAGCCCAGCCGUGGGCCCCGCAGUGCCGGCUGCCGCCUGCCUCAGCCCCGUCCGUGCUCCAGCGCCUGCCCUGCUGGCGGCAGCUCCCUCAGCGGGCCCCGGCAGCUGCCCUGCGUGCUCUGCAGAGCGUUAGCAGCAGCGGCCCAGGCAGCUCGGGGGGUGCGAGGGCAGGCGUGAGCGAGCGGUGACGCCGGCCGGUCCCAGCCCGCCGCGGUGCAGGGGGAUGCGGCGAGCCCCAUGGCUGGGACCUGGCGCUCCUGCCUGCCUUGGGCUCAUUGCCCUGGCCUCGGGCAAGCCCCUUGCCUCCUGCGCCAGAGCUGGCGGCUGAGCUGGGCUGGCUGGAGCGCAGGGAGCUCGCCCUGGGGCCUCUUGCAGGUCAUACAGGGAAAAUGACCCAGGGGAGCGUCCCCUGCCACGCCAUGCCCAGGCUUUUCUUCUCCCAUGUCAGGCGGGACGUGGGGCAGGAGAGGGGCAGUGCAGAGAGCCCCGGGGGACGCUGCCCAGGGCCUGGUGAUGACGGAGGUCCCCUCUCACCCACGAGCCAGGGGAGAAGGGACACCUUUGCCACACCACCCGCUGCCCGGCGCUGCCGCGUCCCUGUGCCAGUGCCGUGGAUGAAGGGACGGCCGUGCGCUCCCUGCUCUGCCCCAUUGCUUUCCGCCCCGGCCCCGCCUGCCCUCUCCCCGCAGCUCGCUCGUCUCCAAGCAGGAAUGCGCUGUGUCUUGCGCCCCCCCAGGCUUCCCCCCCUCCCGCGGGCUUUCCUGCCCGGGGAGGGCUGGGCUGAGGCUGCCUGCCCCCCGCGCACCCCCUUGCCCCAUGGCUUUCCCCGUACAGUGCCAGCGGGGAGCCGGCUGCAGGGCUGGUUCCCCGGGACUGCCUGCUGCUCGAAGCUGGGCUGUGAGCGGCUCCACGCGGGACUGAGCUGGCGACUUCGUGGCCAAAGGCCUCUGACGGUUGCCUGUUGACCAGUCUUGCUUCUGCCUUUCGUUUCUUUCAUGCACUAUCCUUGGAUUGCAACUUGCCAAUGCAUCUGUAUGUACAUAGCUGUACACAGCAGAGAGAAUCUCUACAAAUAUAUAUAUACACACACAGGA